CCUCCUCCUGCCAAAACCAUACUUCAUUUUUAUUGAAACUGACAAACCCACCUACAGACCCAAUGAUACAGUGCGAUUUCAAACUUUUUCCCUUGACCAUGAGAUGAAGCUCUCAAAUUGCGAUAUUGAAAUGCAAAUCUGGCACUCUGGCCAGGUUGUUGCAGAAACAAGGAGCCAUCAACAAGGCUCAGGUGCAGUCUGCAGGGGCGAAGUAAAGAUUCCUUCCUCGCUGGUUGGAGACUUUGAGAUACAGGGAGUCCCUACAUCAUAUUCUGUGUACCAGGGCUACAGAAACUUUCAAAUUAAGGAGCAAGCUUACAAGGAAAAAAAGGAAAGGGAUGAGGCUCUAACUUAUAUGAUUAACCUGACAAAGACAAAACGCUUCUUUAUACCUGGAGCUCCUUUUCGGAUUCUGGCAUCAGUAACCUAUGCAAAUGGUGUUCCUGUCUCUGGAGCGUCGUUCAAAAUUACAAUUCUCUCAAGCGAUAAAAAGAUACAAGCUACAAAGAAAGCAUUUACUGACAGUAUUGGUGAACUGAGUCUCUCCUUCAAUGUUCCUGAAGAUGCAAGUUAUAUAAAUAUUAAGGCCACCGCUGAAAAUAAAGCCAGUGGUACCGAAAUAAGCAGUGAAAUUACAAUUAAAUGCCACUACAGCAACAAGAUGUACCUACAUAUAAAUGUGCCAAAUGCUCUGCUGUACCCUGGAGAUAUCAUAUAUGUGAAAUUGUCAGCUUUCAGUCAGUUAGAUAUCAGCAGUGUCAACUACUAUUACUAUAUGAUACUCAACAAAGGAAAGUUGCUGCAUUUCGAGAGAAUUAGGAGGUCUGACAACACUUCAUUUCCAAUCACGAUCACAAAGGAUAUGGUGCCUUAUUUCCGCAUUGUUGCCUAUUACAUUGCAAAUAUUCAUGGUCACAAAAGCAUUGUCUCAGACUCAAUACGUGUGGAGGUGGAAGACCUUUGCAGUUCAGAGUUUCAGAUACAACCUGCCUUGUAUACAGAUAAUGAAGAAAGCGAUUUACUGUUGUCAGUUUUCUCUGACAGUGUAUCAGAUGUCUUUGUCCAAGCAGUGGACACUCAGCUUUAUGGACCCAAUAAGGACAUAAGUACAUUUCAGAAGGCUUUUUACAAAAAAGACUUUUAUGACUUUGGCUCUUCAUACGGUGGUGGACGAAACACUGUUGGUGUCUUUGAGGAUGCUGGGCUACGUUUCAUCUCUGAUCUCAUGGAAGCAACAGAAUUAAGAGAAACAUCAACCAUUCCAUGGGUAAGAGGACCGUUAACAUCACACCGAAAUGCUAUUGGGAUCGCGAAUACACACCAGACUAUAUAUCCCAUAUAUGACCAUGCUUGGAUGUGGGAGAUACAGAAAACCUCUGGAAGUAAAACAUACAGGUUAACAUCAGAGGUCGUUCCUCCAAAAUCCUGGGAAAUUAGUGCUUUUCGUAUCACGGAAGAAGGUGAAAUAUGUAUUGCAAAACCAUUGAGGAUGAAGAUUGAUGACAGCAUUUAGAAUUCAACAAUAUGCCCAACUGUGUGCAGACCGAGAACUCUGAUGUUGAAUUCCAUUAAAGUGGAAAGUCUUACAUGCGAAUGUUCAAAACUAAAGAUGUUGCGAUGCAGAACUUCAUGAUAUCAUAUAACUAUCUUCACAAUAUAACUGUCUCUCCUAUUUCAUUGUCCUAAUAACAGAAACAGGCCAGAUGAGCAGUGGGUGAAUGUGGUCUUUGCAAUCUCCCAUGUGACCUAUUUCCUCUGAAUGAAGUGACACGUCGGCAGAGAUCAAUAAAUUUCAGUCAAUCUU
Molecule: messenger RNA, 1804 nt
Organism: Carcharodon carcharias (great white shark)
Lineage: Eukaryota; Metazoa; Chordata; Chondrichthyes; Lamniformes; Lamnidae
Product: complement C3-like
Exons: 14
Coding region: 104-1513 (469 amino acids)
Biological process (GO): complement activation
Source: RefSeq, a predicted model, not a curated record